AUGGGACUCAAGGGCUCCAAACCUAAACUUUCCAAGGAGGACUUGGAGUUCCUCAAGAAGAACACUAACUUCACUGAAGAACAAAUCAAGGAGUGGUACAAGGGUUUCGUGCAAGACUGCCCAAAAGGACAUCUAACGAAGGAACAAUUUAUCAAAGUGUACAAGGAUUUCUUCCCAUCCGGAUCAGCUGAAGGAUUUUGUGAACAUGUGUUCCGAACGUUCGACACGGAUAAUAGCGGUUUCAUUGAUUUCAAAGAAUUCUUGCUAGCUAUCAAUGUGACCAGCUCCGGUACACCGGAGCAAAAACUCGAAUGGGCAUUCCGAAUGUACGAUAUUGAUGGGAACGGUACAAUCGAUGAGAAAGAGAUGAUUAAGAUUAUUGAGGCUAUCUAUGAGAUGUUGGGUCCGGAAGUCACAAAAUCGGCGGACGAUUCACCACGAAAGCGAGCUAAGAUGAUCUUUGAGAAGAUGGAUGUGAAUAACGACAAGGAACUGACGCUCAAGGAAUUCGUUGACGGUUGUCUCGCGGAUAAAGAGCUGUUCCAAAUCUUGACCAAUGAGGUCAAAAAGUAA
This is a messenger RNA of Necator americanus (New World hookworm), 573 nucleotides long. RefSeq lists its product as uncharacterized. Lineage: Eukaryota; Metazoa; Nematoda; Chromadorea; Rhabditida; Ancylostomatidae. Gene Ontology annotation, molecular function: calcium ion binding. The coding region runs from base 1 to 573 and encodes 190 amino acids. The record is from RefSeq and is a predicted model, not a curated record. The transcript is spliced from 3 exons.